This is a messenger RNA of Symbiodinium natans, 2709 nucleotides long. The record is from the annotation of a GenBank genome assembly. Lineage: Eukaryota; Dinophyceae; Suessiales; Symbiodiniaceae.
AUGGAGGACUUUGCCCGUGAGCACUACAAGGAUGAGGCUGCCCUGUCGCAACUCUACGAGGUUGUGGAUCGACUGAGAGUUGCAGCAAAGGAUGUGCAGAACUACGUCGACCGGUCACUGGUUCUCACCCAUGCCUUUGUGCCGAUCAUCGAGAGCACGUAUCCCUGCCACGGUGGCAACCAAGCAGUCUCGCUGGCGCAUAGCUUGCACCUGGCCCUUGGUCGGGUUAAGGAGGCGGUGGGUGGAGGAGGUGCUCAUGGAUCAGGUGGUCUACCGCCAAGCCCAGGAGCCGCGGACUUGCUGGCCGACACGGAGCGGACGAUUGGGUCCGUGACUGGCAACACGCCAGAUGGCUUGCAGCCCAUCCUGGAGGAGAAGGAUGAUCAACCGGAGGAGAACGUCGUCCUCGCGCGUGUGCCUCUGGAAGGCUUUGCAUGCAGGCUCUUCCAGUUCCACCCUCCGCGCCGGCGGAAAGGAAAGAGUCAGAGUCUCAUUGCUUUUGAUGCGGAUGAGGCCUUUGUGGCCUUUGAUGCCUUCGAGGCCUUUGAGACAAUUCCGUCUCACAGUCUCACAGUGCUGGAAACCGGGAUGCUGGCAUCACAGAAGUCCUGGGCGGUGGACCACUUCACGCUGGGAAAACCUUCUGGUUUCUGCAAGAAGGCGGAAAGUUUGCAAUGCUGGUGGGGCCAGAACAUGGCGGCCAUGGGAGCCAUGGGAGUGCCUCCGAUGGGAGGAAACUUCAUGUGGCCUUGUGGCGGCCCAGCAGGAAUGGGAUGUCCGGUGCCGGCCAUCAAUGAAGACCAACGCAACUACAUGGGGCAAAUCGUGGCAGGGAUGAAGAACUGCAGCUUGUUCCAGGUUGCUACCAGCCUGCAAGCCGCUGUCAAUGCGCAGGUGAAGAUCCCUCCUCAAUUCCUGGCCACAGUGCAGCAGUGGAUCCAAUCACGAGAGCAGAGUGAGACAGGCCUGUCGAACAUGCAGCUUGCGCAGUUCAUCGGUGCGGCGUCCUUCAACGAUCAGGCCAAUGGUAAUCUGCCAUGUGCAAAUGUGCAGGCGGCGCAGGCGCAGCCACCACCUCCAGCCCCACCACCCCCGCCUUCGGCACCCCUUCCAUCCUCUCCGAUGUACGUCGCAUCCCCACUUCCAAACUCGCCCAUGUACGUGGAGUCCCCGCUCUACGGCAAAGACCUCCGGCGGCCCGCGGAGCCGGCGGCGGCCGCGGCGGGCUCCAAAGACCGCAGGCGGCCGGCGGAGCCCGCCAGGCCGCCGUCCGGAGCCCGGGACUCUCGCAGACCUGCGGAGCCGAACAUGCCUCCACCCCGGCGCCCACCACCACCGCCGCCGCCGAUGCUGCCCUGCUGCACUGAGAGUAUGACUCGGGCGGCAGCUCGAGUUAUCUCGGCUCUGCGCAUGUUCCGCCAGCCGGGCUUGUUUGAGAUUGCUGCGCGUGAGCAAAGGCUCGGUGGAUGGAAGGGCCUGGAAGGAAGCGCGUCGUUGCCGUUCGGCCUGGGCAGCGUGGGCCUCUCCACUGCCUCCUCCGCCGCCUCCUCCCCCGCCCGCAAGAGACAGCUCCAGCUACUUGCACUCCUCAGCCGUCGAGGCACCGCCCUCAUCCGUGCCGUGGUCAGCGACGGAGGCCACCCCGCGAUAUGCCGGGGAGGCCACGCCCACGGCGGAUGGAGGUUGGACUCCAGCGCUGCAUGGAGCAUCCACUCCCACGGUGAUGCCAACUGCUACCCUGACAGCCACCCAAACGGCCACUGCUACUGUGCCAAGCACAGAGGCGACUUUCCAGAAACAGUAGAACCAGAGGCCAGGCUUUGCUUUGCUCAUGGCUUCGUCGUGAUCUGCCUCGCCAUUGUUUUGCCAGUUCGGCAAUUGCAUUGGUCGCAGGCGCCGAAGGACACACAGCAACCUCACCUCUCAGCCAUGGCGGUCGUGCUCGACGAUGCCCUUAGCAGCGAUGCUCCGUGGCUGCCAUACUGCGCGAUGCUUGUGAUGCUCGAGUUCGCCCUCCUUGGCAUCUGGUUCCUGGUGUCCUCGGCCCAGAAGCUCUGGAGACGGAGCGUCGUGGAGCAGGCUCCGGCGGCACGAGAGGAGCCGGUGCCCGGCAGCGACUCCGGGCACCUGCUAGUGGCCAAUGCAUCGCCCUGCGGGCCGCGCGGGAAGGGGGCACCUUCCUAUUCCACGGAGCCCACGGACUUCGACAGCGGCAUCUGCCACGGCUCCUGGCUCUGUAUUCACAAGCCGACAGCUGAUGCAGAGCGGAUGAAGGCUGGAGACUACCCUUUCGCUGAUCAUCUGCAUGCCAGGAAACGUCUCUGGGAGUUCCGGCUGCAGCUGAAGUUCCGGGAGUCUGUUCCAGCGGAGAACGUCUUCUUCGGCUGCGAGCAGGAUCGCUACUACCACGUGGGCACCAUUGAGCGCUACAUCUCCUCCUCGGUGAUUGCGCUCCUGAGGCAUGCCUCCGGUGAUGCCAUGUACCAGACUCACGGCGACGACCCGUCGUCUGUCCAAGGCGAGCCGGAGCGGCCAGCCAUCGUCUUUCCCCUUUGGGUCAUGGACCAGCUUAUCAUCACAGAGGAAGGCGAUGAGCCACCCAGCCUCAACGCACCGACCUCGCUCUCGCGUCUUUCAUGUCUCAUGCAACUCCUGCGCACGUCAUGCUUUGUCUUCCCUGUUUGUUUCGAUGCGGAAGAUAUCAUGUGA